This is a messenger RNA of Penicillium arizonense, 1404 nucleotides long. RefSeq names its product universal stress protein. The transcript is spliced from 3 exons. Bases 1 to 1404 code for a protein of 467 amino acids. The record is from RefSeq and is a predicted model, not a curated record. NCBI's taxonomy places the organism in Eukaryota, Fungi, Ascomycota, Eurotiomycetes, Eurotiales, Aspergillaceae.
AUGUCUGCACCAGCUUCCCCCGAACUCUCCUUCGACUCUGAUGACCGCCCAGAAUCCAGGGAUCAUACGACAAAAACCACAUCUUCCGGCCACACCCGCAAUGCCAGUGACAAAUCCCGAGACUACAGUCCCCGGCGACGAUCGAUCCAGUUUAGCGUCGGAGCCGCGGAAGCUCAGCUGCCGGCUCGGAAGUCGAGUUUAAGGGAAAAGCGACUGUCUUAUGGUGAUACCCCGACUAGGGAGAGGGAGUUGGAAGAGAAGGACAGGGAAUGCAAGGCCGCUCUUGCAAAUCGCGGGCCGUCCCCGCCUCCGCCAAAGACAUACGAGCGAGGCGUUUCGUUUGAUACUUUUGAUAAUUUCGACGCGACCGACUUCUCCCUUACCUUGAACUACAAACACAAAGGCUACCAGAGCACGCGACGCAGCAGGACGUUUUUGUGUGGAACGGACCAGAAUGAUUACUCAGAGUUUGCGCUCGAAUGGCUUAUCGACGAGCUAGUGGAUGAUGGAGAUGAGAUUGUUUGUCUCCGGGCCGUGGAGAAAGAUUCGCGCAUAGCCAGUGACGUCGGCAUCGAAGAGGGCAAAUACCGACAGGAAGCAGAGAAGCUGUUUGAGCAGGUUAUCCAGAAGAACAGCCAGGAUGAGAAGGCCAUCAGUCUGGUGCUGGAGCUUGCAGUCGGCAAGGUCGAAAGCAUAAUUCAGCGCAUGAUUCGCAUAUAUGAACCUGCAAUGCUCGUUGUUGGCACGCGCGGCCGCAAUUUGAAAGGAGUGCACAGUCUCCUACCCGGUUCAGUCUCAAAAUACUGUCUUCAACAAUCGCCCAUCCCCGUUAUCGUCGUGCGUCCAUCUCCGAAGCGCCAAAAGAAGAAACUCAAGCGCCGGGCAGACCCGACUCGCCGGAGUUAUAACCAUAUCCUUGAAUUGAGCGAGCAGCGCGGCAGUCGCAUUUUUGACGCUAGCUCUAGCACCGAAAGCAGUACCUCGAAAUUACCAGGCGAGGAGGCUGCCGUCGCCGAGGCUCUGGGUCUCCCCGCCUCUUACUCAAAUGCGAAUUCGCGGAGCUCACUGUCAGUCUCAGACCAGAGUAGUCUCAGCGUUGAUGACUCGGACUCAGCUUAUCCGGCACGAAAUUCACUGGAUGCCGUUGUCAUGGGGAGUCCGGCAGAGAGCUCCCAGGAGAGCGUUGUUGCUGGUGAUGAAGGCGGACAGAGCAACUCUUCUCCAGAUGGAGCUGCGGAUUUUUCUUUGCCUGUCGAGCAAGACGAUUCAAAUGAUGAUUCCUCGGCGGCCGAGACUGCAAAACCCAACGAGGUAGACGAGACCUCUGAGAGCAAGAACCCAGUAUCCAUUCCUGUCAUUGAAGUGUCAAAUGACAACGACAGAGACGCCGCGAAGGAAUCUUGA